AAAAUCGUUUACGAAAAAUUAUUCACUCUUAUAAAAUAUUCUUGUAGAAAGAGCGUUGUUAUUCAGAAUAUCUCAAAUAAUUUUUUAUAUAAUUAUUAUCUAAUAUUUACAUUUAUUGUUCAUAAUAUAAAAAAUUAUUAUAAUAAUUUUUUAUAGAUAAUAUAUUUUCAUUUUUGAGCAUAGCUUCAUAAAUUUAUAAUUCCAAAAUUAUAGAACACGAACGCAAAGAAAUAAAUAAUUUUGCACAUUUUAAUAUAAAAACUAUCGUUAUAACAAAGUACAGAAAAUACAUAAACAUAUUACAAUCAGAAGAGAACGCCUUUUUAGCAAAAAUGAGAAUAUUAUCAGCGGCUGUGUAUAUAUCGGGAACCCUGUGCAUUUUAUGCUCUAAUUUCUUAGUGGAUUUUGCUUCUGCUACGGAAGCUAUGCCCAAAUUUCCUCAGAACAAUCUUAAAGGUGGUUUAAAAGAUUCACCCUUGAAACAGCCCAAAAGUCCUUUAAUAAAUGGCCCCCCCAAACCAGUUAAUGACAAACUUAAGGAUGAUAGUAAUAAAACCGAGACGAAGGAUGCUAAAAACGGGUUAAAUAAACCACCAAAAAACAUCAAUGAUAAGGUUAAGGAUGGAGAAAAUAAAACCCCUUCACAAGAUCUAAAUGAACCUUCAUUUAAAUUGCCAAUGAGACAAAAAGAAUCCAGUUGGUAUACGUGGCUUAAGGGCACUAAGAAAGACUAUGAAACUUUAAAGUGUUUUGCCAAAGGUAAUUUAUACGACUGGCUUUGUAACGUAAGAGAAUCUUUCGAUUUGUACCUUCAAAGUUUGGAAAAAAAAUGGACAACUUGUUCAGAUAGUGCUACUACACUGUUCUUAUGUGAAUGUUUUGCAGAAUCAUCUGGAUGGAACGACUCUCAAUGGGGAAAUUGGAUGAACAAUCAAUUAAAGGAACAGUUGAAAACGGAAGCUGAGGCAUGGAUUUCUACAAAAAAAAAAGAUUUCGAUGGUUUAACAAGUAAAUAUUUUUCGUUAUGGAAAGAUCAUAGAAGGAAAGAGUUGGAUGCAGAUGAGUGGAAAAAUAAAGUAUCAUCUGGUGGUUUAUCAGAGUGGGAAGAACUGACAAAUAAGAUGAAUACACGCUACAGGAAUAAUUUGGAUAAUAUGUGGAGCCAUUUUAGUCGUGAUUUAUUUUUUAACUUUGAUGAAUGGGCUCCACAAGUGCUUGAAAAAUGGAUAGAAAAUAAGCAAUGGAAUCGAUGGGUCAAAAAAGUUAGAAAGUAAAAAUAAAAAAAAAAAUAAAGAAGGCUUACAAAAAUGUUAUGUCUUAAAAAAGGAAUUCUAAAAAAAUCUUCAAAUGAGUUCACCACAUAAUACGUGUGUAUAUAUUUUAUUAGAGAGAAUAAAUUUAGAGUAAACCUUAUAUAAGACGUAACAACAUGUACAAUUAGAGGUAUUUCGUGUAAAUUUAAUUUUUUUUCUUAUUCUCACCCAAUUAUUUAUUUUUUUUUUUUUAUGAGUGAUAUAUUUUUAAAUAAAACUGUUGUUCGUACGCUCUGUAAAUAAUAUAUUUUUUGUAAGAAACGCACAUUUUUGGAAUGUAAUUUAUAUGUAAUAAAUACAUGUACUUAAAUUUUUGUUAGUGUUUUCUAAUUACAAAUUAUUUUUUUAUUCAUAUAAAUUACAUCGAUACGUCUUCAUAAUUUCUGUUGUUCUCAAACAUUCAACUUAUUUGAGAGGUGCAAUAAAGAAAUUUAUUAUAUCUGAAACAUGAAGCAG
Messenger RNA from Plasmodium vivax (malaria parasite P. vivax), 1769 nucleotides. RefSeq names its product tryptophan-rich antigen (Pv-fam-a). NCBI's taxonomy places the organism in Eukaryota, Apicomplexa, Aconoidasida, Haemosporida, Plasmodiidae. Bases 333 to 1274 code for a protein of 313 amino acids. The record is from RefSeq and is a predicted model, not a curated record. The transcript is spliced from 3 exons.